AUGAUGAAGACUGUUUUCGCCCUCCUUGCCCUUUUCGCCAGCGCUUCUGCGUUCGCCCCCGUGAGCCAAAACUUGGCCAAGCAAGCCGUGGCUCCUCUUUCCAUGGCCAUGCAAAGCCCUGAAUUCAAGAAGGGUGCUCUUGCCACUCUUGCUGGAUUCGUCCCUGCUUCUCUCAUGUCGACCGCUGCUGUCGCCACUGAAGGAACCGGAGAAUGGUUCGGAGUUGAUGAUCUUCGUCUGUUGGGAGUUCUUUUCGUUGUUCACUGGGGCAUCCUUGCUUUGUGGCUUCAACAGUUCGGAGAAGCCGACGAGGAAGACGACUUCUUUGGAGAAAUUGACUACACUGGAGUCAAGAAGUAA
Molecule: messenger RNA, 360 nt
Organism: Cylindrotheca closterium
Lineage: Eukaryota; Bacillariophyta; Bacillariophyceae; Bacillariales; Bacillariaceae
Source: the annotation of a GenBank genome assembly